AACAGAAGGAAGCAUCAUAAUCUUACGAGAGAGGAGGAGAGGAUGGACCUGCAGAGGUGAAAGUAGAUGAUUUUUGUUAGGCUUCUUCUCCUACAGCUACACCUAACCACUCUCACUCUGUUCUAACUUCGAACCUUUCAAGGUAAAAGGGAACUCUUUCUCUCACGAACACUCGCACACAAACACCGCAUUGAGCGCGUUGUCAGAGAUGACAGCAUAGAAAUUACACCCGGCAUCCUACAUGCAUACACAAAGCUGUAGCUGUGGUAAAAAAUAUAACGAACACCGGGAGCUUGGUUCGCUUCGUUGCAUGGGGGACUCACUGCCUAUCCAAAAGGCAGAGCCUGUCCCCUGACCAACAGACUAAUUCAUUUGAAUUAGUUCAUGGAUUUAAUCAUCGCCGAUGUCACGAGAUACGUAACGGAUACGGGGAUUAAUAUUACAGGCACCGAGAGUUUACACCGCGCCGGGUGUACUGACAUUCUCUGCAACGACUCGGUAUAUGAAACCGGUGCCUCGGUAACGAGACCGACGGAGAACAUCAGUUAUUUCAGUAAGACUCUCGUGCUAUUUCGAUAUACCAUGGUUCCGGGAUUUGAAUAGGUAGGCUAUCGUAACGAAACCCACUGGGAGUCAUUAGAACAAAAAGCACUCCUUUAAUUUUCUACGCCUGCUUCGCGGCAGCAGGUUGGGGUAAUAGCCACCACCACCAGGAUUGCACAAGUCUCCAAUUCACAUGGGCGAAGGCAGGGCUCGGUUCUGCUUUGGUUGGACCCAGGCUCGCUGUCAAGAACAAGACAAAGGUGUGUCGGACCCUGAUAGGGAACCGGAAACGCGAGAGAGAUGGGCCGAACUGUUCGACCAACUGGACCUCAAUAAAGACGGUAAAGUCGACAUCAACGAGCUGAGGAUUGGACUCGCUGCCCGCGGUUUACUUCGCAGUGACGCGGAGGAGAUAGUACGUGAGAGUGACACCAACCAUGAUGGCUUGCUGGACUUUGAGGAGUUCUCUCAGUACCUGUGGGCCCACGAGAAGGAACUGCGGCUCAUGUUCCACACACUGGACCGCAACCAUGAUGGGCGCAUUGAUGUCGGGGAGAUUCAACAAUCGCUGCACAACCUGGGACUGGAGGUGUCCACAGAACACGCCAUCAAAAUACUACAGAGUAUGGACAGGGACGGCACCAUGACUAUCAACUGGAAUGAGUGGCGAGAUCAUUUCCUGUUUAACCCUCUUCACAACAUAGAGGGCAUCGCCCACUACUGGAAACACUCUCUGAUGUUUGACAUCGGAGAGCACAUGACAGUGCCUCCAGAGUUUUCCCAACAAGAGCGCCAGUCGGGGGUAGUGUGGAGGCAGCUGGUUGCCGGGGCGAUGGCAGGGGCGGUGUCACGUACAGGAACCGCCCCCCUCGACCGUCUCAAGGUCUUCCUACAGGUGCAUGGCUCCAGCUCUAGGGGGAUCAACCUGUGGACGGGGCUGAGGGGGAUGGUCCAGGAGGGGGGUGUACGAGCCCUCUGGAGGGGCAACGGCAUCAACGUCCUCAAAAUAGCCCCAGAGUCUGCCAUCAAGUUCAUGGCCUACGAACAGAUCAAGUGGCUGAUCCGGGGCAGAAAUGAAGCAGGUACUCUGCGGGUGCAGGAGAGGUUCAUCGCUGGCUCUCUGGCUGGAGCCACUGCACAAACCAUCAUCUACCCUAUGGAGGUGCUGAAGACUCGUCUGACCCUGAGGAAGACUGGCCAGUACUCUGGCAUUGUAGACUGUGCCCGUCAGAUCCUGAGGAAGGAGGGGGUGCGAGCCUUCUACAGGGGCUACGUGCCCAACACACUUGGCAUCAUACCGUAUGCUGGCAUAGACCUGGCCGUCUAUGAGACUCUGAAGAAUGCCUGGCUCCAGCGGUACAGUAAGGGCUCUGCUGACCCGGGGGUGUUGGUACUGCUGGGCUGUGGUACUGUGUCUAGUACCUGUGGACAACUGGCCUCCUAUCCCCUGGCUCUCAUUAGAACACGCAUGCAGGCCCAGGCCUCCACUGAGGGCGGGCCCAAGCUGUCCAUGGUCGGUCAGUUCAAGCACAUCAUAUCACAUGACGGGGUACCUGGGCUCUACCGCGGCAUCGCCCCCAACUUCCUGAAGGUCAUCCCUGCUGUCAGCAUCUCGUACGUGGUAUACGAACACAUGAAGAAGGCUCUGGGUGUGAAAUCGUAGAGAGAGGAAGCGAGAGGCAGAAGAAAGAGAGGGAUGUAGAGUGCAGCUCUUGGAUUUCAAGAUGGAGAGGAAGACAGCAGAGGAUUGAGGGAUAGAAGACAGAUAGUCCACCCUUUUCAUACACAUUCAGGAAGCUUCCCGUUUACACCUAGCUAGACAGAUAUACUCACUGUUUGAAUCACUCUGCCUCUCAGCCCCUCAAUGAUGCUGUACCGUCAUUAAGAAAGAGGGAAGAGUCUGCUAUCAGGCUGAGCUGAAGUCUGUAAGAAACGGCUGUGUCCGAGACAGAUUAGGAGGAGGAGGUGUGAGAGCGAGAGAGAAUCUGGGCCAUUCUUCAAAGUACUAACCCCACUCUUUAUUUCAAUAUCUCAAAAGAGAUUAGAAUUGGAUUACAUGCACUGUUUGUCUUCAGUUGUUAUUCUCAAAAACGUACAUUCUAAUGGGGGAGUUUCUAAAGUUCUUAAACGAGGAAACUUUGACUUUUACAUGAUGUACUGUAUAUUGAUACAGUAUGUAUUUUGUAAGGGAAAGAUUCUGAACACAGAGAUACUUAUACAGGGUCUUAUACAGAGCUGUUCCUCCAACCUAGUCCAUGAAUGGCUUUGCACUUUUUAGAAAGGGAAUGUUUCUCCCCUAUUUCAAGUGGCUCUCAGUCAGGUCCAAAAUUAUUGGCACCCUUGAUAAAGAUGAGUAAAACAUACUAAAUAAUGCACAUUUUGACCUAUAUUGUCUGCUCCAAAAAAUGUGAACAUUCUAUAAUUUUAUACUAAGACAAUUACUCAGUGAAAGAGAUUUUGUCUAAAGAUAGAAUCCUUAAAUAACAAAGCGGUCAACCAAACACUUUUUUGGUAAAAAGCUGGGGGAAGGGCCUGGAGAAAUGUAACCACUCUCAAAUUCAUAGACAGAGCUACGGAUGUCAGGACUGACCAUCAAUGAGAUGAAAGUGAUAGUUUUAACCAUGUUUUGAGGCUCUACAUUUACAUUGUUUACAAACAUUGGAGUAAAACAAGCUUAUAUUUUGGGUUCUGAUGGGGAACGACAGUUGAACUAAGCUCAUGAGGCAUUCAUAAAUUAUAUUCUUCAAUAAUCAAUGGGUAUAUCUCAUUAAUUUAUAAGUCCAAAAAUGAAUGUAUCAACUAAGGAUUCUUGCUUUAACAAGUUUAAAAAAAACAUUUUAAAAAGGGGUCAAAUUUACUGCCACCCGUUUUCAUUACCUUUCAGGCACUGAGCCUUUUUCUCAAAAUGUUUUAUGAGAUUGGAGAACACAUUGGGAGGGAUCUUAGACCAUUCCUCCAUACCACUGGUUUUCAAUGGGGUUCAUGUCUGGAGACUGAGAGGGUCAUUGCAAAAUGUUGAUUUUGUGGUCAAUUAACCAUUUCUUUGUGGCUUUUGAUGUGUGCUUGGGGUUAUCGUCUUGCUGGAAUAUCCACUUGUAGCUAGGUUUCAGCCUCCUAGCAGAGGCAACCACGUUUUUUGGCUAAAAUGUCCUGGUACUGGGUAGAAUUCAUGAUGUCGUUGACCUUAACAAGGGCCCCAGGACCAUUGGUAGCAACAUUGCCCCAUAACAUGAAAUAUCCACCACCAUAUUUUACAGUAGGUAUGGGGUUAUUUUCUGCAUAUGCAUUCUUUCUUUCCACGCAAAAUCCAGCACUGGUGUGCAUGGCUAAAGAGUUAUAUUCUCAUGUCGUCCAGCAAAUGUAAACGCCUGUGUCACAGUCGUCAUAACGAGGAGAACAAGGUGCAGCAUGAUAAGAAUACAUUCUUCUUUAAUAAACGAAGAGCACUAAACAAACUAACAAACCGAUCGUGACGCUGACAUGCAACUACACAUAGACAAUAAUCCACAAAACCAAAAAUGGAAAAUGGCAACCUAAAUAGGAUCCCCAAUCAGAGACAACAAUAAACAGCUGCCUCUGAUUGGGAACCAAUUCAGGCCACCAUAGACCUACAUUUACCUAGACAAACCAAAACCCUAUAGAUAUACAAAAAAACCUAGACAAGACAAAAACACACAUACCACCUUCGUCACACCCUAACCAAAAUAAUAAAGAAAACAAAGAUAACUAAGGUCAGGGCGUGAUAGCCUGGAGUUUGUUAAAUGGCAUUGGCACUUGGAUUUGAACCAGUGCUAUGGUCAGAUGACGUGAACAUAGAGAUCUUUGGCCACGCACACCAGUGGGGGGUUUUGCAUUGAAAGAAAUAUGCAUAUGCAGACAAUAACCCCAUACCUACUUUAACAUGUGGUAGUGGGUCUUUCAUGUUAUGGGGCUAUUUUGCUUCUGCUGGUCCUGGGGGAUUCACACUUCCUGGCCUCAAAAAUCAGGAUUAUUGCCAGUUAUCUUGUCCUGGUAGUUAAUAGAUCAAUAGAUCAGUCCCUGAUUAGCAGUGGUAGAAAAAGUACCCAAUUUUCAUACUUGAGUAAAAGUAUAGUGAAAAUCACCCAGUAAAAUACUACUUGAGUAAAAGUCCAAAUGUAUUUGGUUUUAAAUAUACUUAAGUAUCAUAUUUAAAGUAUAAAUAAUUUAAAUUCCUUAUAUAAAGCAAAUCAGAUGCUGUCAUUUUUCUUCUUUUUUUAUGGAUAGCCAGGGGCAUGCUCCAACACUCAGACAUCAUUUCUGAACAAAGCAUGUGUUAGUGAGUCCACCAGAUCA
Messenger RNA from Oncorhynchus gorbuscha (pink salmon), 4857 nucleotides. Its product is annotated as calcium-binding mitochondrial carrier protein SCaMC-3-like. The transcript has 10 exons. The coding region runs from base 737 to 2206 and encodes 489 amino acids. Gene Ontology annotation, molecular function: ATP transmembrane transporter activity; calcium ion binding. The record is from RefSeq and is a predicted model, not a curated record. Gene Ontology annotation, biological process: transmembrane transport. NCBI's taxonomy places the organism in Eukaryota, Metazoa, Chordata, Actinopteri, Salmoniformes, Salmonidae.